AUGAAGCUCAAGCAUCAUUAUCAAAUCAACACAAAAACGAAUUCAAAGACCGCCAAAGAAGUCUUGGACUACUCCUGUUUGAUAAAAUAUGUUCAUUCCAAUGCUGAGUGGCCUUCAACUGGUACAACCCAUGGUACGUCGAAAACGCUUUUUGGCCAUUCCAACCAAUCUUCUGGCCCUAAAACAGUCAUCAUCAAACCAAAUAGCUUAUUUUUCUUGCAAAAAGAAAAAAAAACUACUGGAACCAAUCCAUUAGACAUCGCAUUGAAUACCGACAUGAACAAUCUAAAAAGUUCAUUAGAUGAAGCCGUGAUCAAUGAAGAGAGGUCACCAAAAAUGGAGAAGACCGUAGACGUAGAAAAUGCCAAUUAG
Helobdella robusta is the source of this 372-nucleotide messenger RNA. RefSeq lists its product as hypothetical. The transcript is spliced from 2 exons. The coding region runs from base 1 to 372 and encodes 123 amino acids. The record is from RefSeq and is a predicted model, not a curated record. NCBI's taxonomy places the organism in Eukaryota, Metazoa, Annelida, Clitellata, Rhynchobdellida, Glossiphoniidae.